This is a messenger RNA of Pyricularia pennisetigena, 333 nucleotides long. RefSeq lists its product as uncharacterized. Bases 1 to 333 code for a protein of 110 amino acids. The record is from RefSeq and is a predicted model, not a curated record. The transcript has 2 exons. Lineage: Eukaryota; Fungi; Ascomycota; Sordariomycetes; Magnaporthales; Pyriculariaceae.
AUGGGCUUGGCGACUGCGCCACACGCUCAGGCAGCACUCACCCUUCGCUUAGCCUUGGUAACAUCAGUUCAGGUCCAACAAAAGGUCUUCAUCGCCAAUGUCACCACCCAGGUGAUCGAGCGCCAUAUGCUGCGCGACCUCGACCACGUCUUCUCCCCCGUCGUAGUGGCAAACAUGAGCGAUGAUGAAGUUGCUUCCGUCACAAUUGAGAGUCCUGCUGUACAAAGGCAGCGUAUCUUCCUUUCGGAGCGAAUAUCUAAACUCGAAGAGGGCCGAAGUAUUUUUACUACUGCCAUGGGAUCAGUAGCGGUCUUGAGGGCUCAAUGGUAUUAG